Messenger RNA from Musca domestica (house fly), 1005 nucleotides. RefSeq names its product histidine-rich glycoprotein-like. NCBI's taxonomy places the organism in Eukaryota, Metazoa, Arthropoda, Insecta, Diptera, Muscidae. The coding region runs from base 1 to 1005 and encodes 334 amino acids. The transcript is spliced from 2 exons. The record is from RefSeq and is a predicted model, not a curated record.
AUGAAGGUAUUCAUUUAUGUAUUGGCAUUUGUGGUAGCCUCUUGUUCUGCUGGUAUUUUGUCGGGUGGCAGUGAAGGAGGUGCUGGACAUCAUCAGGAAUCAGUUGGACAUGGGGAUCAUCAAGAAGUUAAGACAAUUAAAGUAAUUCAUCAAACCGAAGCUGGACAUGGAGAAAACAACCAUCAUCAUCAUCAUUCCGGUGGCCAUCAGGAUGUGAAAACCAUAAAACUAAUACACGAACAAGCCAGUCAUGAUCAUAAUGUGGCUCCGAUCUCGCAUCCAGAGCAUUUGGAAACCAUUAAACUAAUUCAUGAACAUGGUGAUCAAAAACAUUCUGGUGCUCAUCAUCAUCAUUCCGAUGUUGGCCAGCAGUCGGUAAAAAUUGUAAAAGUUAUUCAUGAAGGUACAGUCCAUUCUCAUGCUCCUGAUCACCAUCUUGCGGGAAAUCAUCAGGUGAAAACAGUUAAAGUUAUUCAUGAAAACCACCAUGACCACUCCCAUGCCCAUGCUAGCCAUCAGGAAGUUAAGACCUUGAAAGUAAUUCAUAAGGCUAACGAUCAUUCUCAUGGCCAUGGAUACGGAGGCGGAAAUACCCAGAAGGUUAAGACCCUAAAGGUUAUUCAUCAGAAUGCUGGUCAUCUUGAUCACUCUCCAGCUCAUCAUCACCAUCAAGAAGUUAAGACAGUGAAAGUAAUCCAUCAAAAUGUUGGCCAUUCUCAUGGCAGCUUUGGCGGAGCUCAUGAUCACUCUCAUGACAGUGGUCAUCAUGAUGUGAAGACCAUCAAAGUUCUACACUCCAAUGCCGCUCCCUCUCUAAGCCAACAUAAUGAUGUUAAAACCGUUAAGGUGAUUCAUCAAUCGUCAUCUGAUAACAAUGGUCAUGCUAACGCUGCUGUUCCAACCUCAACUGGACAUGUUGUUAAAACUGUCAAGGUUAUACAUCAAGCUCAAACACCAUCCAAUGCGUAUUUGCCACCAGAAGCCUCAUCAAAUAGUUGGAAAUAA